This is a messenger RNA of Pan troglodytes (chimpanzee), 4868 nucleotides long. RefSeq names its product CDKN1A interacting zinc finger protein 1 (gene CIZ1). Gene Ontology annotation, molecular function: zinc ion binding; nucleic acid binding. Lineage: Eukaryota; Metazoa; Chordata; Mammalia; Primates; Hominidae. The transcript has 18 exons. The record is from RefSeq and is a predicted model, not a curated record. Gene Ontology annotation, cellular component: nucleus. Bases 252 to 3125 code for a protein of 957 amino acids.
CAUGUUGCCCAGGCUGGUCUCGAUCCUCCAGCCUCGGCCUCCCAGAGUACUGAGAUUACAGGCGGAAGCGCCCGGCCCCUAGGGCUAUUUUUUGAUAAUUGGCCUCGACCCUCCUCACCUACUCCUUCCUUAGCCAAAUCUACUGAGAAAAGACUUGGAGGGGGACUCCCCCUCCACCCCUCCGUGGGCAAACUCCUGACGGACUGUAAGACCUUGGCCGCCCUCUCGCCUGGCCUGGGUCCCUCGAAUGAAUGUACAUCCGCCAACUGCGCGCCCCCUCCCACCGCAGCCCCGCGCGGGGCCCCAGGAUCGCAGGACCGCGGCGGCCGCAGGGAGGUGGGUUGGGAACAGGAAGGAAGUCCCCCUCGAUGCCCCGCGGGAUGGCUGACCCUUCCGGGCGGCAGACGGACCUUGGUCUCCGAGCCUCCCCUUCGCGAUGCGGAGGACGCGGGACAGAGGCCACCAUGUUCAGCCAGCAGCAGCAGCAGCAGCUCCAGCAACAGCAGCAGCAGCUCCAGCAGUUACAGCAGCAGCAGCUCCAGCAGCAGCAAUUGCAGCAGCAGCAGUUACUGCAGCUCCAGCAGCUGCUCCAGCAAUCCCCACCACAGGCCCCGUUGCCCAUGGCUGUCAGCCGGGGGCUCCCCCCGCAGCAGCCACAGCAGCCGCUUCUGAAUCUCCAGGGCACCAACUCAGCCUCCCUCCUCAACGGCUCCAUGCUGCAGAGAGCUUUGCUUUUACAGCAGUUGCAAGGACUGGACCAGUUUGCAAUGCCACCAGCCACGUAUGACACUGCCGGUCUCACCAUGCCCACAGCAACACUGGGUAACCUCCGAGGCUACGGCAUGGCAUCCCCAGGCCUCGCAGCCCCCAGCCUGACAGCCCCCAGCCUCACACCCCCACAACUGGCCACUCCAAAUUUGCAACAGUUCUUUCCCCAGGCCACUCGCCAGUCCUUGCUGGGACCUCCUCCUGUUGGGGUCCCCAUGAACCCUUCCCAGUUCAACCUUUCAGGACGGAACCCCCAGAAACAGGCCCGGACCUCCUCCUCUACCACCCCCAAUCGAAAGGAUUCUUCUUCUCAGACAAUGCCUGUGGAAGACAAGUCAGACCCCCCAGAGGGGUCUGAGGAAGCCGCAGAGCCCCGGAUGGACACACCAGAAGACCAAGAUUUACCGCCCUGCCCAGAGGACAUCGCCAAGGAAAAACGCACUCCAGCACCUGAGCCUGAGCCUUGUGAGGCGUCCGAGCUGCCAGCAAAGAGAUUGAGGAGCUCAGAAGAGCCCACAGAGAAGGAACCUCCAGGGCAGUUACAGGUGAAGGCCCAGCCGCAGGCCCGGAUGACAGUACCGAAACAGACACAGACACCAGACCUGCUGCCUGAGGCCCUGGAAGCCCAAGUGCUGCCACGAUUCCAGCCACGGGUCCUGCAGGUCCAGGCCCAGGUGCAGUCACAGGCUCAGCCGCGGAUACCACCCACAGACACCCAGGUGCAGCCAAAGCUGCAGAAGCAGGCGCAAACACAGACCUCUCCAGAGCACUUAGUGCUGCAACAGAAGCAGGUGCAGCCACAGCUGCAGCAGGAGGCAGAGCCACAGAAGCAGGUGCAGCCACAGGUACAGCCACAGGCACAUUCACAGGGCCCAAGGCAGGUGCAGCUGCAGCAGGAGGCAGAGCCGCUGAAGCAGGUGCAGCCACAGGUGCAGCCCCAGGCACAUUCACAGCCCCCAAGGCAGCUGCAGCUGCAGCUGCAGAAGCAGGUCCAGACACAGACAUAUCCACAGGUCCACACACAGGCACAGCCAAGCGUCCAGCCACAGGAGCAUCCUCCAGCGCAGGUGUCAGUACAGCCACCAGAGCAGACCCAUGAGCAGCCUCACACCCAGCCACAGGUGUCGUUGUUGGCUCCAGAGCAAACACCAGUUGUGGUUCCUGUCUGCGGGCUGGAGAUGCCACCUGAUGCAGUAGAAGCUGGUGGAGGCAUGGAAAAGACCUUGCCGGAGCCUGUGGGCACCCAAGUCAGCAUGGAAGAGAUUCAGAAUGAGUCGGCCUGUGGCCUAGAUGUGGGAGAAUGUGAAAACAGAGCGAGAGAGAUGCCAGGGGUAUGGGGCGCCGGGGGCUCCCUGAAGGUCACCAUUCUGCAGAGCAGUGACAGCCGGGCCUUUAGCACUGUACCCCUGACACCUGUCCCCCGCCCCAGUGACUCCGUCUCCUCCACCCCUGCGGCUACCAGCACUCCCUCUAAGCAGGCCCUCCAGUUCUUCUGCUACAUCUGCAAGGCCAGCUGCUCCAGCCAGCAGGAGUUCCAGGACCACAUGUCGGAGCCUCAGCACCAGCAGCGGCUAGGGGAGAUCCAGCACAUGAGCCAAGCCUGCCUCCUGUCCCUGCUGCCCGUGCCCCGGGACGUCCUGGAGACAGAGGAUGAGGAGCCUCCACCAAGGCGCUGGUGCAACACCUGCCAGCUCUACUACAUGGGGGACCUGAUCCAACACCGCAGGACACAGGACCACAAGAUUGCCAAACAAUCCUUGCGACCCUUCUGCACCGUUUGCAACCGCUACUUCAAAACCCCUCGCAAGUUUGUGGAGCACGUGAAGUCCCAGGGGCAUAAGGACAAAGCCAAGGAGCUGAAGUCGCUUGAGAAAGAGAUUGCUGGCCAAGAUGAGGACCACUUCAUUACAGUGGACGCUGUGGGUUGCUUCGAGGGUGAUGAAGAAGAGGAAGAGGAUGAUGAGGAUGAAGAAGAGAUCGAGGUUGAGGAGGAACUCUGCAAGCAGGUGAGGUCCAGAGAUAUAUCCAGAGAGGAGUGGAAGGGCUCGGAGACCUACAGCCCCAAUACUGCAUAUGGUGUGGACUUCCUGGUGCCCGUGAUGGGCUAUAUCUGCCGCAUCUGCCACAAGUUCUAUCACAGCAACUCAGGGGCACAGCUCUCCCACUGCAAGUCCCUGGGCCACUUUGAGAACCUGCAGAAAUACAAGGCGGCCAAGAACCCCAGCCCCACCACCCGACCUGUGAGCCGCCGGUGCGCAAUCAACGCCCGGAACGCUUUGACAGCCCUGUUCACCUCCAGCGGCCGCCCACCCUCCCAGCCCAACACCCAGGACAAAACACCCAGCAAGGCCCUUUGAACAUGCUGCUGUCUCUGCCUGGAAUGUGCUGGGUCCUCCCAUCUUCCUUCCCUUCUCUCCUCCUGGAUGAGUCCCACUCAUCCUUCAAGUCUCAGUAUGGAUGUCACCACCGGGAGCCCACCCAAUGCCCCAGACUGGAUCAGGCCUCUAUGCUGAGCCCCUAGCCCUCCUCAGCCCUCCACGACCUUCUCUCCAGGAUUGACUGCUGUGCUUAUCUGAGUGCUGUUCUGUUUCCCCACGAAAGAUGAACGGUCCUGUGUUCGCUGCUGGCUCCCUGGUGCCCUCACAGUUUUGCGAUAAGCAUUUGUUGAAUGACUGAGUGAGUGAAUGAAUGAAGCCUCUGACUUUCCAGCCUCUCCGCCAUUGCUCAACUAUCCCUGCAACCUAGAAUGCCUCAACCACAACGGCCCUUCAAGGACCAGCUCAAAAUGCCUCCUCCAAGAAGCCUUCCCUGGUCUCCACUAGAAACCAUCACUCCCUCCCCUCCACGGCCACUCCAGAGCUGCCCUGCUCAGCAACACAGUGUCCCUGAGGACUCAAGGUCUGGGCCUGUGCCCACUGCGGGACCCAGUUCUGAGCCAGCCCAUGACUCACAUACACUCAGCUGCCAGCUUGAGACCAAGGGGGAAGCAGCCGGUGGAGGAGCUGGAGGAGCGUAUCUGGGUUAUGGGUGCAUAUGUGCCUGUGUUCUGGGAAAGGGCACCCGUUGCCUAGAGCCAGCCACCCUCACAGACGACAGCGUCCUGGGAAAUCGGCUGCAUCUUAAAGUCCAACCCCCUCAUGGUAUAUAGCUAGGGAAACCGAGGCCUCAGAAGGAAGGAAUCUGCCCAGGGUCCUCCAGGUUGGUAACAGCCGAAACUCAGGAUUGGACUUGGGGGUCAGGGGCACUUGGGUUUGAAUUUCAGCUCUGCUUUACCCCAGCAAGUUGUACCUUUCUGGAAAAAAGGGAAAAUAAAAAAGGUUGUGAGGAUUCAAACAUAUCAAGAGUUCAGACAGUGGCCGGUGUGGUGGCUCACGCCUGUAAUCCCAGUACUUUGGGAAGCCAAGGUGGGUGGAUCACCUGAGGUCAGGAGUUCAAGACCAGCCUAGCCGACAUGGUGAAACAUUGUCUCUACUAAAAAUGUAUAAAAAUUAGCCAGGCGUGGUGGCAGGCGCCUGUAGUCCCAGCUACUCGGGAGGCUGAGGCAUGAGAAUCGCUUGAACCCGGAAGGCGGAGGUUGCAGUGAGCCAAGAUCACGCCACUGUACUCCAGCCUGGGCAACAGAGCAAGACUCCGACUCAAAAAAAAAAAAAAGUUCAGACAGGAUCUGGCCACAGCAAGUACUUAGUGGAUGGUCAUUAUUAUCAAUAUUUGGAACUCUGUGUCCUGGGAUACAGGCUAGGAGGAGGAACUGGGGAGGCAGGUGCCCCACACCCCUCCAGGCCAGGCUUUAUCUGUGUCAAGGGUACUUACCAGUUCCAAGCCUUUGCUUCUGCCUGGGACACCACCCUCCUCCCCACUGUUCUAAGUCCUGUCUGCCAACAUCCACUUAAUGUGACCUCCUGGGAAGCUCUUCCUGAUGCUCCCAACAGCAUUGCCCAAUGCAGAGCUACCUGAAACUAUUGUGAUGGAUGUACAACCCUGGGAAUCCACAAAAGCCUACUGAACUGUACAGUUUAAAUGGGUAAGUUGUAUAGCUCAAUAAAGCUGUUACCCCAAACAAAACAAAGAGCAUGCACCAUACUUACACCACAUUUACUAAA